CACACAAAACACGAAAGAAACGAACGAGCUAAACGCACAAGAUAAGUUACGCGUUCUGCAAUGGCGAUCACACGCACCUCCUUUUCAAUUUGCCUUCUCCUCUCUUUGGUGACCAUUGCCACUGCUAAUUACUAUGUUCCUUCAUCUCCACCGGUUCAUAAACCCACCCUCUCUCCUCCGGUUUAUACUCCAGCCGACAAGCCAACUCUCCCACCUCCGGUUUACGCUCAUCCAAUCCACAAGCCUACUCUCCCACCUCCGGUUUACACUCCACCGGUUCACAAAUCUACUCUCCCACCUCCGGUUUACACUCCACCGGUUCACAAACCUACUCUCCCACCUCCAGUUUACACUCCUCCAAUCCAUAAGCCAACUCUCCCACCUCCAGUUUACACUCAUCCAAUGGACAAACCCACCCUUCCACCUCCGGUUUACACACCACCUGCACACAAGCCAACACUUCCACCUCCGGUUUACACUCCACCGGUUCACAAGCCCACACUUUCACCUCCGAUUUACACACCACCUGCCCACAAGCCAACUCUCCCACCUCCGGUCUACACACUACCUGCACACAAGCCAACCCUUCCACCUCCGGUUCACACUCCACCGGUUCACAAGCCCACACUUUCACCUCCGGUUUACACACCACCCGCCUAUAAGCCCACUCUCUCACCUCCACUUUACACUCCACCGGUAUACAAGCCUACACUCUCACCUCUGGGUUACACUAAGCCAACUCUUCGACCUCCAGUUUACAAACCCACCCUCUCUCCUCCGGUCUACAAAAAGUCUCCAAGCUAUUCUCCUCUAACCCCAUACGUACCAAAACCAACCUACACUCCACCCACUAACCCAUACGUCCCAGAGAUUGUUAAAGCCGUUGAUGGCAUCAUUUUAUGCAAAAACGGCUACGAAACGUACCCAAUUCAAGAGGUAAAGAUUGUGUGCUCCGGGCUAGGAUCAUACGGGAAGAGCAAGAACGAGGUUGUAAUUUACAGCGAUCCAACAGACUUUAAGGGAUACUUCCACGUGGCUCGAUUCUUUCUAUCAACAACUUCUUCU
Thlaspi arvense is the source of this 1065-nucleotide messenger RNA. Lineage: Eukaryota; Viridiplantae; Streptophyta; Magnoliopsida; Brassicales; Brassicaceae. The record is from the annotation of a GenBank genome assembly.